AUGGAGCAAUCACAAUAUGAAAUCGAUUUGGGAAAUCUAAUGGCCUUUGAUCCACAUCAUCAAUAUCCUUCUUCUUUGACUUCCAGGGAGGAGCUAGUAAAGGAGGCUCUUGAACAGGGCACCAAAUUGGUACAAGCAGUUGCGGAUGCUCUCUUCAAUUUACCUUCAACUGAAGACCGAGAUGGUCCUAUGGUCAAGUUGCCUGCACCUACAACAAGAUUGCCAAGAGAGAAGCCGCUUCCCAAACCUAGACCACCUACAAAAUGGGAAUUGUUUGCUGAAAAGAAAGGUAUUAAAAAACGCAAGCAAGAUAAGCUUGCCUUUGAUUAG
This is a messenger RNA of Fraxinus pennsylvanica, 330 nucleotides long. The record is from the annotation of a GenBank genome assembly. Lineage: Eukaryota; Viridiplantae; Streptophyta; Magnoliopsida; Lamiales; Oleaceae.